AUGGACGCCUCCUCCCUCCGCAUCUCCAAGUUCGAUGGAACUAACUUCCACGCCUGGAAGUUCAAGAUGCAGAUGGUGCUGGAGGAACGGGACCUAUGGGAGGUCGUCAGCGGUGAGAUCAAGGCGGAACAGUGCGAGACUCAGUUGGACCAAGCGACGUACAAGAGGAAGUCAAGAAAGGCGAUGGCAGUGAUCUGUCUAGCCAUGGAAGAUUCCCAGCUACCGUUGGUCCGGUCGGCAAGUGGUGCAUGCGACGCAUGGUCAAGGUUGGAAGACCACUUCGAGAAGAAGAGUCUUGCCAACAAGCUGUUCUUGCGCCGUCGCUUCUUCACGACAAUGAUGGAAGAAGGCGACGAUGUGCUCGAACACAUCAACAAGCUCAAGACGCUGGCGGAACAGCUAGAAGCGGUGGGGGCUCCAGUCUGCGAGGACGAUCUGGUGAUCACACUCCUCGGCAGCCUGAGUGACUCGUAUCAAUUCUUGAUCACAGCUUUGGAGUCGCGCUCAGACACUCUUAGCUGGGAGCUCGUGACGUCUCGACUGCUUCAUGAAGAAAUGAAGCGGAAGGAGCAAGGAAGUAAAGGUGAUGAAGCUUCGCAAGGUCAAGCGUUCAUCACAAGGGACAAUCAGCGCAAAGGGCGACCAGUGAAGAAGUCCUGGCCGUGCCACAAUUGCGGAAAGAUUGGUCACUGGAUGGCGGAGUGCCCCUCGCGCAUCCAAGAAAACACGGAGAGACACCGGCCACAGCGUGCUCAAGACAGCGGCGACCGCUAUCGAUCACAACGUGCAAACGUCGCUCAAGAAGAAGACUCGGGCGACUACCUCUUUUCGAUCGGUGAAACGACAUCUGCGAAAUCGAGCGACAUCUGGCUGGUCGACUCCGGGGCGACGCAGCACAUGACGUGCUCCAAGAAGUUCAUGCGGAACUACAAGGGGUUUGACGCUGUGGAUGUCCAUCUCGCGGAUGAUGGAAUCGUCCAAGCAAUCGGCAGUGGGGACAUUGUCAUGUCGAUGAAGACACCCCAAGGGAUGAAGAAAGGUGUGCUCACAAACGUGUGGCACAUCCCAAAGUUAUCCAGAAACCUGUUCUCGGUCGGCCGCUUCACCAAGGAUGUCGGCCCAGUGACGUUCACGAAGGAUGGGUGCUAUGGAGAAGCGAAAGGGACCAAGUGGAAAAUUGGUGCCCGUGAAGGUAAAGGACUGUUCAAGCUGCAAAUGACUCCAGUGGCGCCGGAACAAGCAAAUGCAGCCAAGUCGUCGGGAUGUCAAGGGGGCACCAAGUCGUACCUCUGGCACCUUCGGCUUGGCCACAUAGGUCACGAUGGACUCAAUUGCAUCGUGACGAAGAACAUUGGAAUUGGCAUCGACAUAUCUUCGGUGAAGAAGUGGGACGUGUGUGAAGGUUGUGCUCUGGGAAAACAGACUCGAGUGCGCUUCCAAUCAAACACUACAGCUCGCACCUCCAAACUCCUCGAAGUGAUUCACAGCGACGUAUGCGGACCGAUGUCGAUGGCAACUUUCAGUGGAAAACGGUACUUCGUGACAUUCAUUGAUGACAAGUCAAGAUACUGUGUCGUCUAUCUGCUCAAGAGCAAAUCUGAAGUUGCGGCGAAGUUCAUGGAAUACGCUGCGAUGGCCGAAACGCAAACCGGAAAGCGCGUGAAGUACCUUCAAAGCGACAAUGGGGGUGAAUACAAGUCCGACAUGUUGAAAAGACAGCGGCUGUGA
Peronospora matthiolae is the source of this 1728-nucleotide messenger RNA. Lineage: Eukaryota; Oomycota; Peronosporomycetes; Peronosporales; Peronosporaceae. The record is from the annotation of a GenBank genome assembly.